Lycium ferocissimum is the source of this 5269-nucleotide messenger RNA. RefSeq names its product putative pentatricopeptide repeat-containing protein At1g17630. Gene Ontology annotation, biological process: RNA modification. Gene Ontology annotation, molecular function: RNA binding; protein binding. The transcript is spliced from 2 exons. Lineage: Eukaryota; Viridiplantae; Streptophyta; Magnoliopsida; Solanales; Solanaceae. The record is from RefSeq and is a predicted model, not a curated record. Bases 396 to 2582 code for a protein of 728 amino acids.
UGACAAAAUUUGAAAGUAAUAGGUGUCGUAGAUUAUCAAUCUUCUUUCUUCUUAAGGUAAAACUUGUUUCUGGAAUUUAAUCCUAUUUGCAAUAUAAAAUACUUGUACUUCCUGUGGGUUUUGUCAAGGUUUGAUGUCCAAGUUAAACAUCAAAACAACAAACAAGUUAAAGUUGGCACAAUUUUCAUACCAAAGCAGUCAAACAACACAUACAAGCAAUGAAGAACACAGACUAUAUGAUUUACAGUAUUUAUUUAAUUUUGGGGGUCAAGAAGCAAUACUUUCUGAACACAGAUAUAUACGGAGAAUAUAUAUAAAGCGAUUGCACAAGCUGCUAGACAUUGUCCAUUCUUUAUUUAUUUUUUGUUGUAAAGAAACAUUUUUUAGACGAGGAUAUGCUUCAAAGCUGUUGGUCAAAUUCAAGGCGUUUAAUUUCCCUGUCUCCAUUUUCAAUUUCAUCUAAACUUUCAUUUCCAUCAAAUUUAAUCCAUUUUCACUCUUCAGCCAAUCAUUCACACAACACCAAAAAUGAUCUUCUUGAUUUCUUUGACCACUUACUUCAACAAUGCAACCUUAAUCUUCAACAACUUAAGCAAGUCCAUGCAAAUAUCAUAACAACAAAUUCAUCAAACUCUUCUUUUAUAGCUGCAAGACUCAUAUCCAUUUACUCUAAAUUUGGGUUUGUCAAUGAAGCCCAAAAAGUAUUUAAAGCCUGCCCAAAUGAGUGUUUUUCGAAUUUGCUGUUAUGGAAUUCAAUCUUGAGGGCUAAUGUAUCACAUGGGAACUGUAAAGAAACUAUAAAUCUUUAUAUAAAGACGCGUGAAUUUGGUAAUUUUGGUGAUGGGUUUGGUUUUCCGUUAAUUAUAAGGGCAUGUGGUAUGUUUGGUGACUGUAAUGUUUGUAGUAUAGUGCAUUGUGAUGUUAUACAAAUGGGUUUUGGAAAUCAUCUUCAUGUUGGAAAUGAAUUGAUGAAUAUGUAUGGGAAGAUUGGGCGAAUGGAUAUUGCACGUAAAGUGUUUGAUAGAAUGUCUGUGAGAACUCAAAUAUCGUGGAACAUUAUAGUUUCAGGUUUUUCGCAGAACUUUGAGUGUGAUGCUGCUUACGAGACGUUUUUGCUGAUGGAAACUGAGGGGUUUGAACCGAAUUCUGUAACUUGGACGUCGUUGUUAUCUAGUUUUGCUAGGUGUAGACGUUACGAGGAUUCAUGGAAAGUUUAUGUUUUGAUGAGAAAGAAACGAGUUGAAGCUACUGCUGAGGCAAUUGCUGUAGUUAUAUCGGUUUGUGUUGGUGACGAUGCGAUUGAUAAGUGUGAGGCAUCGCACGGAUAUGUUAUCAAGGGGGGAUUUGAAAAUAAUUCUAUUGUGAUAAACUCAUUAAUGUGUAUGUAUGGGAAAAAUGGUGCUGUUAAACAGGCUGAGUGUCUGUUUUCCGGGUUGCAAUUGAAGACUAUAGUGAGCUGGAACUCUUUAAUAUCUUGUUAUGCAGAAUCAGGUUUAUGUAACGAGGCCUAUUCUUUAUUUUUGCAGUUACAAGAGCUGGAUGAUCCAACGAUGAAACCUAACGUCAUAAGUUGGAGCGCUGUUACAGGGGCAUUUGCAAUGGCCGAGAGGCAUGAGGAAUCUUUAGAAAUCUUUCGAAGUAUGCAAGUUGCUAGAGUACUGGCUAAUGAUGUUACAAUUUCAAGUGUUUUAUCAGUUUGUGCUGAGCUUUCAAACUUUCAUCUUGGUAUGGAAAUCCAUGGUUAUUCAAUAAGGUUUCUAAUGGAUAGAAAUACUUUGGUAGGAAAUGGGUUGGUUAAUAUGUAUAUGAAGUGUGGUAGUCUGCAGAAAGGGAACAAAGUAUUUCAAAGAAUAGGUAAAAAGGAUUUAAUUUCAUGGAACACAAUGAUUUCUGGCUUUGGAAUGCAUGGACUUGGUGUUAAUGCCCUGGAAAUAUUUGACCAGAUGGUUAGUACUGGAACUAAGCCAGAUGAAGUUACUUUUGUUGCAAUUCUUUCUGCAUGUAGUCAUGCAGGCCUUGUUGAUGAGGGGUAUAAAGUUUUCGAUCAGAUGAAGAAAGUGUUUGGAAUUCAACCACAAAUGGAGCAUUACGCUUGUAUGGUAGAUCUUCUUGGUCGUGCUGGGCUAUUGCAGCAGGCUAGUGAAAUGGUGCAAAACAUGCCAAUGAAGCCCAAUGCCUGUGUCUGGGGAGCGCUACUUAACUCUUGUAGAAUGCAUAAAAACAUGGAAGUCGCAGAAGGAACCGCUGCUCAGAUUUUCAACCUUGAGUCUGAGAUGACGGGGAGCUACAUGUUGCUCUGUAAUUUAUAUGCUGUAAAUGGAAGGUGGAAGGAUUCAGCGAAUGUGAGGAUAUCAGCAAAGACACAGGGCUUGAAAAAAGCUCCAGGGCAAAGUUGGAUUGAGGUGAAAAAGAAAGUUUACAUGUUCUUAGCAGGACAACCUAUGGAAUCAGAGAUGGAAGAUGUUCAUAUAAUGCUUAAUAUUCUUAGCCUUCAUAUGGCUAAGGAAGAACGCAUGCCCCAAAAGAGCUUUGCUUUGAAAUGUGCAGAAGAACAAGAAGACUAUCUGUAUUUGACAUCAUGAAAAAUUAUCUGUCUAUGCUCGAUGCUGGAAAACUACGAUCUGAUCUCUAACCAUUUGCAAAACUUAUUUUAACAGCUGACCUCCCUUCCAAUCUUUCUACGAGUAUUUUAUAUAUUUCACGGGUCAGCCAUAUACGAGUUUGCUGUGCAGUCACUUCAUUGCUCAGGCUUGAGUUGCCAUGUCGCAAAUAAUUGAUGAGCUUGCAGAAACGGAACUUAUAAAAGGAGCAAUGACAAAAGUUGGUUAGGGAGUCAUAAUUGGUCGCUGUAAGUAUGCCGAUUAUGUAACAUCUUAUACAAUUGGUAAUCGGAUGCCGUUGAAAUUGAAGUCUCAUUUAUUUUAAGGUUCACGUGAAGGAAAUGGUGUUUUUAAUGAGCUGGAAAUGGUGAAAAUGAUGAAGCUUGGCUUUCUAUAAACCUCUGCGUUUCACAAACAAGGAAGAAUGUGAAAUAUGUAUCAAGACCAGUUACGUCAAAAUAGAAAAUAUACACUAUCACUAGCAUUUGACUCAUGAAACCUCAAGCCAAUCUGCAAAUAAUUUCUUGGUUUGCGAAUUUAUUAUCACAUGCCUAAACACAUGCAGCCUUUCAUUUGCAGUUGAGUGAUUCGUAUCAAUGAAUCAGAAUAGUGAAUGUACAUCACCACUCUCAUUUGACUCAUGAAAUCAGAAGUAAAUAAGCAAACCUAAUUUCUUGUGCUGCCUAUUUAUUACUCACAUGUCUAAAAUUAUGAGCCUUUGUUUUUCCAGUAAAACCAUUUGGAUUCAAACGGCAUGAACUUUAGGAAGAGUGAAGACCCCUGCAGACCAGUGGAAGCUAGUUUUGCAUACCGAUUGAUCGGUUGACACUUAAAAGAAAGGAAGAACAAAAAUAUACACCGCUCGUUGGGAGUUUGGGCAAAAUUGUGAAGUCAGUUGACUCUAAGAAAUUUCCUCUUGCGGAUCUCUCUACUACAAAAAAUUCGGCGAACUACAGUUUGUGAAGGUAAACAGAGUAGCAGCACCUUUAGAUCUUGAUCUUCGAGGAUGUUGAAAGGAUUCACCCUCUUCCUUCAAUGGGACUCUGUUCCCUUGUUGAAUAGCUUCAUCAUUAUACAAUGAAUAAAUGUCAAAACUAUAUCUCAAAUAUAGAACGAAAUAAAGAGAAAAGGAGAAUUGUCCUUACUAUGCCAUAGUUAACACUAUUUUCUCUUUUAGUUUCAUUGUCUUUUCUCUUUAAUGACUACAUUAGAGUUAUUUGGGGAACAAAUAUUGAGUUUUGAACCGAGAUCAGCUUUUCUAGGUUCUAUAAUUGUGAAUAGCAUUGUAUAUUGUAGAGUAUAUUACAAUGUGCAGAAAGUAUUCUGAAAAUUCCAUGAAGAUCCAUCCAAAAAACCAUAGUCUAUUCUUUUCCCCUAAAACUGAGCAAGCUCUGAUAACAGAUCAAAGAUUUAUAUGUUGACCAAAUUCAUCAUUAGAUCUUUGAGCUCUCUAAAACUCAAAACCUCACACGAUUAAAUAAUCAAAGAAUAGGAACAAAGUGCAAUUACUAACCUGUGUUGAUCAAAGGUUUGGUCAUGUUCGAAACUCAGGCCUUCUUCUCCGAAACCUGAAAUCCCCUCAAUAAUAGGCUUGAUAUUGUCGCAUGGGUCAUUAACAGAAAGUUGCUUCAUCAUGGAAUUAGGCGCUGAUGUAGACGUGGAUUCUUGUUCAUGCAAGCUCCAAGGGAAGUUAAUAUCUGCUAAAUCUAAUUGGCCAUCUUGAAUUUCAUCAUAUUGCUGAUCAUCAUCAGCUUGCUGACAACGAGGAUGAUUAUAAUAACUAUCAUGAGGAUGGUACUGAUCUAUAGCCUGUUGUUCAUAAGAAGAUGCAUUAUUAUUAUUCACCAAAGUGUCUGCCUGAUUCACAACACCGUCACAAUUAUUAUUAUCAUUGAAUGAUUCCUGAUCAGUUGCAUGAUGAUCUCCUAAUAUCUGUUGUUCAGAUGCAGCAGCAGCAACUGCCUGUGCUCUGCAGUAGGCGAGCUGAUGAAGAACGAUAUCCAGCUCUGCUUUGCAAUAAUCAAUGUGGCGUUGCAGGUCUCUGAUGAUACGGUAACAACCACCAACAGGGUCGUUGGCGCGAACAUCAGAUUGGAAGAUGAUGGUUCGCAUGGCCUCGUCUUUGAGGGGUUGAUCAAGGUGGCGAAUGAUCUUGGUGAUGUUGCUGACCCCAAACAAUUUAUGGGCGUUGAGGAACUGGCGUUGGCGAUCGUGUGGGAAAUAAGGGGCAAGAACGCAGUCGGGGGCACACUUUCGACGUUGGUAUUUGCACGCAGCACAAGCUUGGCCAGCACCGCUGACACGUAAAAGAACGUUCUUAUUAUUGUCGUUGUUGUUGUUACUAUGUACGCGUUUAGUGUACUUAUGAUUGAGGUUGUGAUCAGUGAUGAAUGUAUGAGGAGGUUGGUGGUGGUGAAUAGGAAUAUUAUUGGGGGUGCUAAAGGAGGUCAUUUGAUUCUGCAUAUUGUAAUUAUUAUAAGUUUUUAGUUUGUUUUGCAGGGAGAUUUGUGCUGCGUUUCCGGCGGGGAUGGAAAAAGAGGAUUAGAUUAGAGAGUUUUCUUUUGAGUUCCUCCCUUCUUUUCUCCUUGCCAAUGUAACCAACUUACACCAAAUGAGAGGCUCACGAUUCUUCUUUAAAUCUGACAUAAUAAUAAUGUGUAUUGUUGUCG